Molecule: messenger RNA, 2476 nt
Organism: Octopus sinensis (East Asian common octopus)
Lineage: Eukaryota; Metazoa; Mollusca; Cephalopoda; Octopoda; Octopodidae
Product: calmodulin
Exons: 5
Coding region: 206-655 (149 amino acids)
Molecular function (GO): enzyme regulator activity; calcium ion binding
Source: RefSeq, a predicted model, not a curated record
GCUCUCACUUCCCAGUCUAUCUAUCACUGUAUCUCUCUCGCACACUCUCACUCUCUCUAACCAGUUCAGUUUAAGGGACGGCGGCUGUCUUAACUCUUAUAUUACAUUACAACAGUAAAAGAAGCCAGCCACUGCUCACCUCACACCCGGCUUAUUAUUAUUAUUACAAAAUACCCCUUUUUUUUUUCCAUUGAUAAUUAACACUAUGGCUGAUCAACUUACAGAAGAACAGAUUGCUGAAUUCAAAGAAGCUUUCAGUUUGUUUGACAAAGAUGGAGAUGGGACCAUCACAACGAAAGAGUUGGGAACAGUAAUGAGGUCACUUGGUCAAAAUCCCACAGAAGCUGAAUUACAAGAUAUGAUAAAUGAAGUAGAUGCUGAUGGAAAUGGAACCAUUGAUUUUCCUGAAUUUUUGACCAUGAUGGCCCGAAAAAUGAAAGACACAGAUAGUGAAGAAGAAAUCAGAGAAGCAUUCCGUGUCUUUGACAAAGAUGGAAAUGGUUUCAUCAGUGCAGCAGAAUUGCGUCAUGUAAUGACAAAUUUAGGAGAAAAGUUGACGGACGAAGAAGUUGAUGAAAUGAUCAGGGAGGCAGAUAUUGAUGGUGAUGGCCAGGUUAAUUAUGAAGAGUUCGUUACAAUGAUGACUUCCAAGUAGAACUGGUGAAUUAUUAUUAUAAUUAUUAUAUUAUUAUUAUUAUUACAAGCAAAUUAAAGUUUAUUCACACUGCAGUUUCAUCCUGGCAUCUCUCAUUUCUGUAUGUGUACAGCUCAAGGUCCUGUAUUUAGUCGCACAUUCAAUUAAAAGAUGUACCUGGGAUGGUCUGUACAGUUAUCUCUUCCCGGUAGUGGUGCUGUAAGAUCACCAAUUAUGUCCCUAUCCCAUCUGACUACUUUCUCUGACCUAGUUCUGUAGACUCCACUAUAUCAAAUUCAUUUUUCCUUUCCUUCAAAGAUGUAAAAAAAAUUUCUGCCUUCCAGCCAAGCCAAUCUCUUUGCUAUCUUUUUCCAUGCUGGUCCAUCAGAUCUCAUUCAAAUAAAGAUAACUGUAAAUUAAGUGGUAUUGUAUUUUUUUUUUUUUUUUACCUUUUCUUUAUUUUUUAUCUUCUUCAAAGACAAGGAACAAACAAAAUAGGUAUAUAUAUAUAUAUAAAACACAACAUAAAUUAGUUGCAUAGUUGUUACAAUGGAGUUUUAGUUUUCACAUCAUGGUCCUGAUGUAGAUUCUGCAUUGACACUAAGUUAACAAUUGAUGCAGACUUUUUAGAUUUAAGUAAGUUUCUAUUUAUUUGAUAGGCAGGGGUGGGUGGGUAGGUAUGCGUUAUUUUAUCUGUUGUUUCUAAUUAGUUACAUUAGUAAUAGGAAUAUUAGAAAAGUCCAAAGCUUCUUUUAUAAAUCUAAACAACUUACAGGCUGUUGACCGUUUUAAUGUACUGAUGGACACAUGGGUGUUUCACACUUGUUUUAGAACUUUUGGAAAUUGAAAACAUGAUGUACAGCAUUAAAACACUAGAUGGGCAUGGCUGACUAGAUUUCCCCUAAACUACUUUGAAUGUUUUUUCUCUUUUAUGAUGCGAGCAGCAUCAUUUUGUUACCAUUUCCCAACUUGUGGGGAUUACCAUUUUUGGCAAUUUUUUUAUUUUUUUACUUGGUGAAAACUGGAUAUUUAGUUUUUCUCCUUGUUGUUGUCGUCAUAAGUCAGCUUUUCAUCUUAUUCACUUGCAAAUUUCUUUAAGUCAGUUUUAGUCUAUUAACCUCGUCCUAGCACAUUCUGCUUUUCAUUUCGACUUACAUUCUCUUUUCGAGACCACUACAGGUGAGAAGAGCUGCAAUAUCAAGGAUAUGCUACUUGGCCUUGCUUCUAACCGAGCAAGAAGUGGAGAAAAAGGAAAAGUCACAUUACAAACAUUCAUCAUUGUCAUUUGAAGGAAACCAAACUGUAUCCAAAAUAACUGAUUACUUUUUCUUAUAAAAUUUUAGAUUAAAAUGACCAAUACUGUCUAACCAGUUGUAUGGUUGUUUGAGUUAUCCAUUAAUUUCCUUUCCCCCCUCUUCCUCAGUACUUCUGUGCUCUUUGUCUUUUCUUCUAGCCCCCCCUUUCAUCUUUUUUCUUUUUUUAAUUUUUUUUCUUUUUUUCAAUAUUUCCUGAGGUGGCAGCUAUUUCUUAAUGGUUGCUGCCUGAUGGUUAUUUGGGGAAAUGUUGAAAGUUAUUAAUUUCCUGGCUGACAAUUUGAUUGUGGAAAUUAAUACUGGAAUCACUGACAAAUAAGUCAAAGAAUUUUUUUGGUGUAAUUUUACGAUGUUGUUUCCAUGUGGGAAGUUUUCUGACAAUAUUGUAUUUGUUGUCACUGCUCGCUAUGAGAAAUUUAUAUUGAUAUUGAAUAAUAAAAAACCAACAAAACAAAAUUAAGUUCACAUUUUGUAUAUGAUUGGCAAAAAAAUAACAAUGUCAUGUGAAAUAAAUCUGACAAGAUGUCAA